AUGGACGGUGAUCUAAGCCUUUCUCAGUCUCUGGGUGGAUUGAGGAUAGCGAACCCAGAUGACGCGCCGCUGCCCUCCGACGAAGCAAGGGCCGCGUUGUUGCCUUCUUCGCAACCUCAUCAACACCCUCUGCCUCUACCAGCCGAAUCACAACAGAACUACUCGCUGCCACUGAUCACGGGUCUCGAUGGUGUGAAAUCAGACUUCGGCACAGACUCAGUGGGGGAUCUUGCCAGCUCGUACAAAUCUCAGGUCUCGUCCAUCGACACCGCCGCGUCUCGCCGUCCCACGAAUCGGUCCUCGGUAGCCUAUUUACCAGACUCGCACUCGACCUCCCAACACCACCAGAGUGCCAUCCCCCGCUCCGCCUCGACUCAUGUCCAUAAUAACCACUAUGCCAAUGGAACAACAUCCGCCGCCGCCGCUGUCAGAGAGCUGAACAAUUACCGAAUCCGCACCGACUCGAGUGCGUCCGGCGCCGAGAAGAUGUAUCGUUCAGAUUCGAGAGGCGGAUCCGCUGCGCUUCAGGCCGGUGUGCUGUCGCGGGAUAAUAGUCACAGUGAUCGCUCCUACAAGCAGAGCCAGUAUAUGCCCGGAAAUGGGCCGGUGCCCUUGCGACAAGGCUCGCGGCUUGGGCACGGUACCGCCUCUUCCGGUUCACCAUACUCGUUGGAAAACGGGCCUCCGACGAGCAGUGAAGAUUGGCAAGACCGUGGUGCCGCUGUUGGCGUCAGACAGGAGGUCGACGCCAACGGACGCACUGUUUCUCGAUAUAUAAAGAAAGGUGUGCGCGAUUUUUCCUUUGGUCAGACAUUGGGCGAAGGUUCCUACAGUACGGUAUGUUUGGCAACGGAUCGCCAAACUCUGAAUGAAUACGCCAUCAAGAUCCUAGAUAAGCGACACAUUAUUAAGGAGAAAAAGGUCAAGUACGUGAACAUCGAGAAAGAUACGUUGAAUCGUCUCACCGAUCACCCGGGUAUCGUACGACUGUAUUACACUUUCCAAGACGAGCGUUCCUUGUAUUUCGUCCUCGAUCUUUGCAAGAAUGGAGAACUGCUUGGCGUAUUAAAGCGUAUGGUGACAUUUGAUGAAGAAUGCACCCAGUUCUAUUGUGCUCAGAUACUUGAUACCAUCGACUACAUGCACAAACGAGGAGUCAUCCACCGCGACUUGAAACCAGAGAAUAUCUUGCUAGACAGUCAAAUGCACACCAAGAUUACGGAUUUUGGCACUGCCAAGAUUCUUAAUACGCCCAAGAAAACCGAGGAUAGCUUUAGCGACGUUCCCUCGCUGGACACAACAGACCUUCCGGAAGAAGACCGCGCUAGCUCUUUCGUCGGUACCGCAGAGUAUGUCAGUCCUGAGUUACUCACAGAUAAGAAUGCAUGCAAAGCGAGUGACCUAUGGGCCUUUGGCUGCAUUGUCUUCCAGCUGUUAGCCGGUCGCCCACCAUUCAAGGCUGCCAAUGAAUAUUUGACCUUCCAAAAAAUUGUCGCACUUGAAUACGAAUUUCCAGCAGGAUUCCCUCCUGUUGCUCGUGAUCUUGUCGAAAGACUGCUUGUUCUAGACCCGGCACGCCGCCUUCCCAUUGAACACAUCAAAAAUCACGAGUUUUUUGACGGGAUAGCAUGGGGGCGAGGUCUGUGGAAGCAAAAGGCACCCCGGUUAAAACCAUACGUCCCUCCAGCACGAGAACCGAUCAAGUUGAAUGGCGGGGACGAUGCCGACAGCUUUCCUCCGAACAUUUCUGCAGCUCCCUCUGGUGCUGCGACACCUAACUCAAGAGCUUAUCCGCGGGUUAUUACCGAGUUGCCACCUCCUAGUCAGCUAGACAUUGAAUGGUCGCCUGUUCUCUCGAAGAACAAUGAGCGAAUCUUAAAGCUAGGGAACUUGACCGUAUAUAUUUCUCCGGCCCCCCACAGCCCAGCAGGGCGCAGUGGCAAUGGAGAUCCGGAACCAUCGAAGAAAUUCUCUCGUUUCUUUGGUAGUGGUAUAACUAAAAAGAAACAGAGACUAGUUAUGAUCACGUCGUCGGCUCGAAUUAUUCUGGCGCCUGCUGGUGGCGACGAUAAAAGAGUCAAGAUUGAAAUUCCACUUUUAGCCCCUGACACUACCUAUCGAAGCAAUGUUGAUGCAAAGGGUUCCGCUUCUUGGGUUGUCACUACGCGAGAUAAACACUUUGUUUUUGAAGAAUCAUCAAAAGCAGCCUCUUCUAGCUCGCAACCGGCAGCUACAUCGACGCAAGAGUGGAUAGACGCACUUGACCGGGCCAAGGAUAUCGCCAUGUCACAACAAAGCAGUACAUACUCGGCAGACGAAUAUCGUGACCUGUCAUCAGCAUUUUCGAGCCAGGCAAAUACCAUUGACCACAGCUCCGAGUUCCACCAUCAAAAUGAAUCCGGAGCAGUAUCCGGGAGGACGACCCUGCAGAAGCACCAAGCUGGAGAUACAGAGUCGAUCAAAGGGAAAAAGCGAUUUAGCAAGCGACAUUCGAAGAAUGGCUUAGCUGCAGUUUUUUAG
Talaromyces proteolyticus is the source of this 2520-nucleotide messenger RNA. Its product is annotated as putative serine/threonine protein kinase. The transcript is spliced from 2 exons. Gene Ontology annotation, biological process: peptidyl-serine phosphorylation; intracellular signal transduction. The coding region runs from base 1 to 2520 and encodes 839 amino acids. NCBI's taxonomy places the organism in Eukaryota, Fungi, Ascomycota, Eurotiomycetes, Eurotiales, Trichocomaceae. Gene Ontology annotation, molecular function: protein serine/threonine kinase activity; ATP binding. The record is from RefSeq and is a predicted model, not a curated record.